AAUUUCCCUCCCAACCAACCAUUUAUUGCCCCAUACACCCUCUCUAAACCCCUUCACCGGAAUUUUCUAUCCAGAGCUACCCGCGACCAAAAAUCGGAAAUUUACAACAUCCCCUCCACUGAAAUCGAGGUGGUGGAUGAAGAAGGUGAAGAUUAUGAUGAUGGGGACGACAGAUUUUGGAGUGAGAGUGGAUUUAGAGGAAGAGAAGGAGAAAAGGACUAUGAUCGAGACCCUGAAUUCGCUGAAAUUAUAGGAACUAGUCUUGAUGAUCCAGAUAAAGCUCGGUCCAAAAUGGAAGAGAGGCUGAGGAAGAAAAGAAACAAGAUACUUCAGCCAAAGACGGGAUCAGCUGUUCCAGUAAAAGUUACAUUCAACAAAUUCGAUUUCUCAAACUCGUAUAUAUGGUUUGAAUUCUACAACACUCCACUGGCAAAAGAUAUCACCUUAAUUUGUGAUACCAUAAGGUCAUGGCACAUCAUUGGACGUCUUGGUGGAUGCAAUUCCAUGAAUAUGCAGCUGUCUCAAUCUCCUUUGGAUAAACGGCCAAGUUAUGAUGCUAUUCAGGGAGCUAAUGUUAAUCCAACCACAUUUUAUAACAUUGGGGAUUUUGAGGUUCAAGACAACUUGGCUCGCAUAUGGGUUGAUAUUGGGACCAGCGAACCUUUGCUACUAGAUGUUUUGAUAAAUGCAUUAAUCCAGAUAAGCUCUGACUAUGUUGGAAUCAAACAAUUAGUGUUUGGGGGAUCUGAGUUUGAGAAUUGGAAAGAGGAUUUGACAACUGAAGAUGCUGGUUACAGCACUCACAAGAUAUAGCAACUUCCUUCGAAGAAGAGACGUGGGGAAGAUAUUGUUGAAGGUUAAUUUGGAGGCUUUGUGAAUUCAACUUUAAAAAGAGAGAAGAAAAAUUGCAGCACAAAUGGUGUGUGUGCUGAGCUUUGCCGCCGCUGAAGAAGAAAAGGUAGAAGUGAGGUUCCUUUGAGCCGAUGGAGAAGAAAAGGCCGAGACAAUUGUGCUGAGAGCAUUUGCCGGAUGAGAAAAGGCACCAGACGGCGAUCUGAGGAAUUUAGUUCGCCACUAGUUUGAAGUCUCUCAGAUUCCAGUGUAUCAUUUUUGUGUGGCAGUGGAGAGUUGGAUUAAGUGUUUCUCUUAUUCUUUAUUUCAAGUUAGUACUUGAAUUCAAAUUCAAAUAGUUCUCAUUUGGGGAAGAAAGAUUUGAAAGCGUGUUUUUCAAUAGAACUUGCUGUUGCAUAAGACUAAACAUAGUCUAAGUUUGGGACGAACUAGUAUAUUUUUUGGUAUGGUUCUACUCUUUU
This is a messenger RNA of Cucumis sativus (cucumber), 1313 nucleotides long. RefSeq lists its product as uncharacterized. The transcript is spliced from 8 exons. Lineage: Eukaryota; Viridiplantae; Streptophyta; Magnoliopsida; Cucurbitales; Cucurbitaceae. The record is from RefSeq and is a predicted model, not a curated record. The annotation marks the transcript as partial.